This is a messenger RNA of Erigeron canadensis, 2822 nucleotides long. RefSeq names its product TBC1 domain family member 5-like. Gene Ontology annotation, molecular function: GTPase activator activity. NCBI's taxonomy places the organism in Eukaryota, Viridiplantae, Streptophyta, Magnoliopsida, Asterales, Asteraceae. The transcript has 5 exons. Gene Ontology annotation, biological process: activation of GTPase activity. Bases 200 to 2635 code for a protein of 811 amino acids. The record is from RefSeq and is a predicted model, not a curated record.
UUUAUUUUCACUAAAAUCGAAUAAAAUCAAAUCAAUUUUGCCCUAAUUUCACUCUGUAUUUAUACAAUUUUCACAAAUUCAGCCAGAUUUGUUGCUGAUUUACUAAAUUAAAUUUGUGCCUUUUGUUUAUUUACACAUACAGAACACAAUUUUGGUGUUUAAUUGUGCUGAUUUUACAAAUAAUUUUUUUUUAAAAAAAAUGAUUCCGGAAAAUUCAGUAGCGACGGAAGAGUUGCCGGAGAGAAGGUUUUGGGAUUUAAGAGGAGUACAGUGGCGUACUGAUUUAGGAGUUUUGCCGGAAAAUUCUGGAGUUGAUGAAGUUCGCCGUGUUACUGCUAAUUCUCGCCGGAGGUAUGCUGCAAUAAGGAGGAAGCUUCUCAUUGAUCCUCCUGUCCCGAAAGAUGGAAACAAUUUUGCUGAUCUUGCUAUGGACAAUCCGUUAUCACAAGACCCGGAUAGCAUGUGGGGUCGGUUUUUCCAAAAAGCCGAGUUAGAGAAAAUGGUUGACCAAGAUUUGUCACGAUUGUAUCCUGAACAUGGUAGCUACUUCCAGACUCCCGGAUGCCAAGGCAUGUUAAGACGAAUUUUGUUGCUUUGGUGUAUUAGACAUCCAAAUUACGGGUACAGACAAGGAAUGCAUGAACUCUUGGCUCCAUUAUUGUACGUUCUUCAGGCAGAUGUAGAGCGCCUUUCUGCUGUGCGAAAAUUAUAUGCACAUUACUUCACUGAUAAUUUUGACGGAUUCUCAUUUUACGAGACUGAUUCAGCUUAUAAAUCUAACUUGAAACAGCUGUCUCAACAUAUAGAAGAUGAUAACGAAAUCCAAGAGAAUCAAGUUAAGUUUUGUAACCCUAAUGAACUUGAUCCCAAGAUACAAACCAUCAUUUCAUUUAGUGAUGCUUAUGGGGCCGAGGGCGAAUUGGGUAUUGUUUUAUCUGAAAAAUUCAUGGAACAUGAUGCUUAUUGUAUGUUUGAUGCAUUGAUGAAUGGUUCUGGUGGCGUGGUCUCAAUGGCAAGCUUUUUCUCCCCUAAUCCAUUAAAUGGGCCACAAAACGGUUUGCCACCUGUAAUAGAAGCAUCUUCCGAGCUAUACCACUUGCUUGCAAUCGUCGAUUCGUCUCUUUACACUCAUUUUAUUGAGCUUGGAGUUGAACCGCAAUAUUUUGCUCUUCGAUGGUUACGGGUUCUUUUUGGGCGUGAGUUUGCUCUUGAGGACCUUUUGGUAAUAUGGGAUGAAAUAUUUUCAUUUGGCAACAUUAAACUAAAUACAGUUUCCGAAAAUGACUCUGAUAUCACCUUUGGGGUGCUUAAUUCGCCUCGAGGGGCUUUCAUUGCAUCCCUUGCCGUUUCAAUGAUUCUUUAUAUACGAUCAUCUAUUCUUGCCACUGAAACCGCCACUUCAUGCCUCCAAAGAUUAUUAAACUUCCCGCAGGAUGUGAAUUUGGGCAAACUGUUAAAGAAAGCUAAUUCUCUAAUGACGGUUGCUAUUGAUGCUAUGAGAUCGGCCCCACGUCGAGUAGCUAGUGAUGGGGUUCAUGAGCGGGCCAAAUUGAAGGGCUUCAGAGGUCACAGUCUGUCAUCUGAUGCAGCUGCUUUGGGAAGCCCUUUAAGCUCAGUGCGUGAUAGCUACUGGGAAGAGAAAUGGAGGGUGUUGCAUAAAGAAGAAAAACAAAAGCAAAUGAACCCACAAAAGAAAAGUCAAAGUCAACUCAAAGGUUGGUCGGAAAAAGUUAAGUCACGGUUAUUGCGAACGGAAUCUGACCCAUCUUCUUCAAAAGCGUUUCGUGAAAAAACGAGCACUUCCAGACCACAGGUUAGGAGAAAGUUGCUGGAUGAUUUAUCCCGACAGCUUGGUCUAGAAGAAGAAAUCGAGAAUGAAAAAGCCGUGAGUGGAAAUGGUGGCAGUGAAGAGAGCUCAUCUAUUUUCUCUGGUCCUUCUAGUCCUAUACGUGCUGAUGCUGCUACUGAUAAUGACCAUGAAAAUGACACUGAUCAAAGUAGUGUAGCUUCAAAUUUAAUAGUUGAUGAAAGCGAUCUGGACCCUGAGCCCGAACCUGAACCCAAGCCUUGUAUUGCAGUGGAGGCGUCUAUUGCUUGUACUGCAGUGGAGGCGUCUAUUACUUGUACUUCAGUGGAUUCAUCUAGUGAUAUUCAGGAAGUGGAUGAAAACAAGCACAAUCUGGUUUCUGAUCCCCCUGAAGAUGCACCUUUGAAGGCAGUGGAGAAUCAAGACUCUAUAGGGAAGUCCGGAUCUAAUUUGAAAGACAGGAUACUUUCCUCGGGAAAGUUUCAGUGGUUUUGGAAGUUUGGAAAAAACGGGGUUGAUGGUUCUUUUGAGUCAACAAACUGUUCUAUGGUGGGCCGUGAUCAGAAAAGUGAAGUGCCGCCUUCUACAAAGGAUGUGACAAGCAAAGGAGAAUCCGUGAACCAAAAUAAGACGUAUUCUUUGAAGAAUCUUGGCCAAUCUAUGGUUGAAAAUCUUCAGGUAAUUGAAUCAGUAUUCCAGCAAGAAAAGUAUGAAGCAGGGCAUGUAGAUAGCUCGUCAAAAAAGGCGCUGGUAGACAGAGGUCAAAUGACGGCCACCGCAGCUCUAAAAGAGCUUCGUAAGAUUAGCAAUAUUCUAUCAGAAAUGUGAGCUUAUCUUUUGUAUAUAUAUACAUAUACAUUCUUAGUACCAUCCUUCAUCUUGAGAGAGCAAUAAGCGUAUAAUAGUAAUAAAAGGCUAUUCUCAGCUUCUUAUGUCCACUCUCAUAGUAUAGAUUAAGCUUCAUUAUGUACCGACAGAGUUACAAUUAAAUUUAAAUGUAGAUAUAUUCAAAUCA